Molecule: messenger RNA, 5512 nt
Organism: Ixodes scapularis (black-legged tick)
Lineage: Eukaryota; Metazoa; Arthropoda; Arachnida; Ixodida; Ixodidae
Product: zinc finger protein 808
Exons: 2
Coding region: 444-4058 (1204 amino acids)
Biological process (GO): regulation of transcription by RNA polymerase II
Cellular component (GO): nucleus
Molecular function (GO): RNA polymerase II cis-regulatory region sequence-specific DNA binding; DNA-binding transcription activator activity, RNA polymerase II-specific
Source: RefSeq, a predicted model, not a curated record
AGCCUUUCGAACGCGACUACCGGCCAUCACAGUGAAAUUGUUUGUUCCACUAUUCUUCCUCACAGAAACAACGGUCUGCAAUAUUGCGAAGUGGUCUGUGGUCUAUGGUCAGGUCUAUGGUGAACCGAGGGCGCCGAGGUGGCCGAGGGACGAAGUAGUCUGACGCGUCGCGCGUCGCCACCGCCACUAAUGUUCCGAAGUCUACCAGCCGUGCCUCCCUGAUUUCCGUUCGCUAUUUCGGCUCCACAGAGGUAGGGCAAACAGGCCCACUUUGAUCUGUCGUAACGCGCAAGAACUAUCCACGCACCUGACGACGCCGACGCCGUUCCGAGCUGCUUUGAUGUGAUGUAAAGGAACUUUAGCAUCUCCCGCGCGCACGGCGGCGCGACAGUUCCGUGCCGCGGCGGUGAGGGCCCUCCGGGCCCACAUUGACGGUAUCCACGAUGGCAUUUUGCGUUGACGUCGAUUUGGACAUGAAUCCCAUGUCGCUCGAUUUGGUGUUCCCUGAGGGAAUCGAAAAAGGGGGCAGGGUCAGCUUCAAUUUCUUGCGUUCGUUGUCCAGUGCGUCCGAUCGCGGCGUGCUGGAGAGCGGCAAAGAGACCACAGUCGCGCAGAGUGCGGACAGCAGCGCCAACAUUACCGUCGUUCGGAAGAGGCUGCAAGCGAGCUGCUUCGACAAAAAAUACGCACUCGAAAAAGUCCGAAUUUCCGCUGGUGCCGACCUGUGUCAUGUCGACGAGAGGCUCGUGCAGGUGCCUGAACAGCGCGGUGGCUCUACUGAGGAGCUUGCCUCGCUCAGUGAACCCGACGACAUGGAUGCUGGAAACGACGACGACGUGAUAUCCAUCGCGAGCAGCCGGCCCUCCAGCCCUUUUACAGUGGGCGAUUCUUUGCCGAAAGAAACAACCCUUUCGAUCGAGAGCAGCGCGUCCCCCAACCCCUCGAUCUCGACUGAGCCAGCGUCGAAAAAGACGCCUCCCCUUUCCAAGCCACCUGUCCAUGGCGCCACUGGCAAGAGAUCCCUGUACUCUUGCUUGCACUGCACGCACGUCACCACAAACCGGGACACCGCCAUAGCUCACUGCCAGGAGCACUUCCCAAAGAAGGACGGCACGUCGAGUCAACCACCAGCCAAGCAAACUCCUGCGACGGCAGAGAACCCUGUUUCCUCACCAGCUGCAACUGUGGCUCCAGCUGUAAAAUCUCUGAGAACUUACAGGAAGCCUCGCAUCACUAAUGUGUUUUCAAAGAACGAAGCAGAAGCAAACUCGGCUCUCAAGCCAAAGGAGGCCGAAAACUUGCCGCCUGGACAGGAUAAGGAGACAGUGGCAAAGAUGUCUUCAGUUCGAAUCGAAACGGCGGUUCUGCCCACGGUGCUGAAGAUGCUGUCUAACAUGUCGCCCAACGUUUCUCGUGUUGUCUUGAAAACCGGCCCAGUGCAAAUGGCUGGAGCAGGAGCACUGACAUCGAAAAACAUUACCGCUGUUGUCAAAAGAAGCCAGGGAAAUAUUUCUAAAACCCCAGCUCCUGCUUCAUCUUCAAAGCCUCAGGUAGCCAAUGGAGUGACUUCAAAGGCUGGUCCAACUCCAAUCAUCCUUCCUAAAUCUACUACUGGAACGAAAGCUACUCUGCCCGCAGCAGCAUUGGAUGCCUCGAUUGGGAAAACAGCAAAGAUAAUAUUCAAGUGUUUCAAGUGCUCGCACCAGACGUUCGACAAAAACAUUGCUUUAAAGCACCUUCACGAGCAUAUGGCUGCAAAGCCAGCUGCUACUGUGAAGAGCAGCAGUGCCUCUGGAGACGUUGAGACACCUCCGGACAACUCCGAACCGGAUCAGUCAGUUAAUCCACAAGAGCGAGACAAGCAGCAGCCAGCUACACAAACUCCGGGGACUCCGGUUGGUCCAUUCUUCCGCCCGGUGGGCCGACCGCGGAAGCUGGAAAAGGACUCCAUCAAGUACUUUGCCUGCACCAAGUGCCGGAAGAUCUACAAGAACAGGUCUGGUCUGAAGAAGCACAUGAUGAUCCACUCAGGCGAACACAAGUUUGAGUGUGACAAGUGCCAUCGCCAAUUCCGCUUCAAGUCUGUGCUGCAGGUGCACAUGAAGACCCACACGCGGGAAUUCCCCCACGAGUGCACCAAGUGCACCCGCAAGUAUGCGACGGAAGAGCAGCUGAAGAAGCAUGUCGAGAGGUGGCACGUGGAUCCGGUCAUCUGCCAGACUUGCAACAUGCCCUUCAUGCGCCAGCGCAACCUGGCCAUCCACAUGCUCCGCCGCCACGGGCCACCGGGCAAGGGGCCCCAAUUCCGCUGCCAGACCUGCGAACGGGCCUUCUACCUCCAGGAAGACCUCGUCUGCCACGAGUCCAACUGUAAGGGUGACUCAGUUAGGAGGUGCACCGUGUGCAACUUUGCGAGCGACGUAUAUAGGGAGCUGUGCGACCACACAGUGCAGUGCCAUCCCGAAGUGCCCACGUUCAAGUGUGCUACAUGUGACCUGGUCUCCAUCCACGACUUCAAACACAGGGCCCACUUGAAGACCCACCGGCCCGACCGGUACAAGUGCAAGAAGCCCAGGCACGUGUACAAGUGCCCUGAGUGCGGCAAGGAGAUGCGUAGCCAGAAUGGGCUCCAAUCCCACAUGAGCAUGCACAACAACAUCAAGCCUUUCCAGUGUCCGGAGUGCCAGUCCUGCUUCUCGUCCAAGGGCACCCUGCGUUCCCACCGCCUCAACGUCCACACGUCGGCCGCGUACUCCUGCGACCGCUGUCCCCUCACCUGCAAGUCCAAGCUGGCGCUCCGCAAGCACAUCUCCCUGGUCCACGACCAGACCAUGGCCUUUGUCUGCGAGCAGUGCAAAAAACGUUUUACGAGCGAACGCAAGCUGCAGCUCCACAAGGCCGUGGUGCACAUGGGAGACGUGGCAUGUCUCACGGACGGCCAAAACCCGUUCCCUAUGCUCAAGGUGUACCGCUGCAACGAGUGUUCGCACGCUACGUUCAGCCUGUACCGCAGCAAGGCGCACGCCAUUACGCACACGGGUGUCAUGCCCUUCCCGUGUUCGCAGUGCGAUAAGGCCUUUGUGGUGCAAGACGAACUUAAGAGGCACAUAAUUCUUCUCCACGACAAGGGAAAGGAGAAGCAGUGCCCGCACUGCGACCGCCAUUUCAUCUCGGAUAGCCGGUAUGAGUGGCACGUCCGGUUGCAUGAGACGUUGGCUGGUUUCGUGUGCAACCAGUGUGGACAAUUGUUUGAGUCUAAGGCCUAUCUAGAACAUCACAGGCAACGGCAUUCAAAUUAUGAGGAACCCUGUUCGUGUCAUGUUUGUGGCAAGGUCCUCAAGACCCUUCGCGCAAAGACCAUCCACAUCACCCACAUGCACCCCGAGGCCUCCUCAUCGCCCUCCUUGGCGGUCCUGCGUUCCCUGCGCUACCCCCAUGGCUGCGAGCAGUGCCCUGUGCGGUUCAAGACUCCGACGGAGCUGCGCGCCCACAAACUCAUCCGCCACAGUCCCAGCGGCAAGCGGCCGCCCAGCUCCAAGUCACCCGCUUCGGGGGACCGUUACGAGUGCCACUACUGCCACCGGUGCUUUCAGCACAAGUAUGCCCUGCGUCAGCACUUACGCACGCACACGGGCGAGCGCCCUUUCGCGUGCCAGUACUGCGACAAGACGUUCAACAUACACCAGAUCCUCAAGGACCAUGUCGUGACCAUGCACACCAAGGAUUUCAAGCUGCACUGCCUCCUGUGCGGCAAGGGCUGCGUGAACAACACCAAGCUGAAGCAGCACCUCAGGCAUGCCCACAAGGCGGUGCUCAAGCCCUCGCUGCCCGCGCCGCUCAGGAACAAGGUCCAGGGAAAAGAGAGGGCAUUAAAGGCCGCUUCUUCUCGCGGCACACACCAGCAGUAUCAGGUUCAGCAGGUCGAGCAGGUUCACGAGAUGGCUCCCGCGGUGUUCAUUCAGGACCAGGUGUUUGUGGAAGAGCAGGAGGUGGUGACGGCGGCAGAAACCGCCAUGGUGGCGGAGGAUCCCAUCAAACUCCUCACUUCGUUUUUCUAGUGGUGCAUUGGCACGGUGCUCGUGUUUGGUGCACCCGUAAGGCCCAUUGUUUUAUACAGACUGCAUGUAGUUUUGGAUUCUCAGUUCAUACCUGCGAGGCGUAAAAAGGAGCAUUCUUUCAGCGACCAUGUGGAGGGAAAAAGGUUUGGCGUGAGCAUGUUCUAGUUGCCUUGACAGCCUUUUUAAGUUGAGGGUAGUGUCUUGGCCAUUGUUUAAUUUACUUAUUUAUUCGCAUGUGAUGCAAACUCUGUGAGCAAAGCCUGCUCAUCUAUUUUUUAGCACUGCUUGCAAAGAGCCGAUAAGCUCAAUUUAUUGGAGGCCAGUGCAUGAGGAGACACGACUAAUUGUUGUCUGUUGCAUGUUUAGAACAGCAGGAGCAGCUUCUUUCAUAAGGCUUUCCACUUUUUACACUUUAGCAAAGCGAACGCUGGAGAGGAGAAAACCACCAAUCACGGCGAGCAGAGAGCUUUAUGGGUGGGGCUUCUCCUACUAUGCACUUACUUUUCCCCUCGCCUCAUUCGUCGUGGCAAAGUUGACAUUCCUCUUUGUGAUGCAGCCACUGGCAGAUUUUUUUUAUCCCCAAAUGCCGUGCAAGUGUAGCCGUUUUUCACCAUCCAUCGACACUGUUGGAGAUUUUAGUAGAUAUAAAAAAGCACUUUUUUACUCAUGGUAUGAGCCAUAACUUUGUUUCGCCCUUUUUGCACUCGUAUUCUUCACCCCCCCUGUAAGGAUUUAGUCUUGAGUGUGCAGCAAACCUAGAACGGGGUAGAUCAUGCUCUUGGGUUCAACCGAGAUGUGUGCCUUGUUAUUUGCUGGUUCCCUACCAUAGAUUGCCGUGGUUGGUGCUCUGCGUGCCCUGUGGAAAAAUAGAUGUGCAGGCUUUUGUCAGGAAAGGGUUGCAUUAGAUUUGAAUGAACAGGGUGCUUCAGAGAAAGGGGUGCAUUGAUUUCCUAUACUUUUAAAUCCCAUUUUGUGUGUUGUGAUGCAUCAGUCAUUGCUGACUGCUGAGCACAGCUGCAUAUGCCAGACCCUUCGAUUCGAUUGUUCAACAAUCAUCACUUUUAUCAGUACCGCCGAGUUGUGUGCGAUGAAACGGAUCACUGUUGCCUCAAGUGCCUACAUUCAGAUUUCUGAACUGCGGGUGUUCACGAAGCUUUAGUUUGUAAUGCUGCAUGAUUGUUUCUGCUGUUGGCAUUCAAUGACCGUGUGUUGCUCUCCACUCGUUUUACACAAACUGCCAAAGUUGGCAUCGGGACCAGCUCAAAGCCAGCAUAGUUGUCUGCGUGGCCCUGAAAUAUGUUGUGUAAAUGUAUCAAAAUGCUCUACAUCACUCUAUCCUGUUUGUGGAACACACAUUCUCCUUGGUUUUGAACAUCGCGAGCAUUGACAGCUGUGUUUUUGUAACCUAAGAGAUGAAGAAUAAAACUACACAGACUUUUGUGCCACUUGUUAAA